AUGUCUCGUCGACCGGUCGACUUUUUGACUCCUCGCGAAACUUUUGAACACUACGAGCAAAAUCGAAGUCCAAGCAGUGCCGGAUCGAUUGCACCAGCUGCCCCACCCCGAGCCCCGUCAAGAGAAGUUCACGAGUAUCGAUCGAAGACACAAAUGUACACAACAAAUCAACCAAACGCCCAAUUAGCUUGCGAGUAUCGAGCCGCCCCCCCGCAACCACAACUUGCUUGCGAAUACCGGGCAGAUCCCCACUUCAAUGGCACUGGAUCGACGAUAGGAGAAUCGACACGAAUCACAUCGACUUUUAUGCCGAACAAGAAGAAAAUUCCAAUGGGUUGGUUGAUCGGCGGUGUGAUCUGUCUUCCAAUUCUCCUCGCAAUCAUCCUCUUCGGCGCUGUUUGGCUCCAAGAAUUGGGGAUUUUG
Messenger RNA from Mesorhabditis belari, 423 nucleotides. The record is from the annotation of a GenBank genome assembly. NCBI's taxonomy places the organism in Eukaryota, Metazoa, Nematoda, Chromadorea, Rhabditida, Rhabditidae.